AUGCUCGGAGUCUUGCUUCUGAGCUUUAUCAUUGCAUUUUCAACGUGGUUCAUCAUACAACGCAAGAGGCGCUUUUCUUUCUUUCGGGAUCUUGGAAUUCCAGGACCACCACCAAGCUUCACUUCUGGAAAUCUCUCAGAACUUAUUCACAAGGGGACAGUAGCUGCAUUCAAAGAAUGGAUGGAAAAGUACGGAGACUUGGUGGGUUUCUACAAUGGUGCGUUUCCGGUUCUUAUCGUGAAAGACCCCGAGUUAAUCAAGAAGAUCCAGAUAAAGGAUUUUGGCAACUUUCAGAGUCGAGGCGUGUUGUCAGGCCUCUCACAAGCACAUCCCAUCAACAAGCUGAGCCUUGUCAACAUGCCGGGUGACCGUUGGAAAGAGAUGCGCAGUCUACUCACUCCUGCCUUCUCAACGAGCAACAUGAAGAAGAUGGCAAACCUAAUGGACGCUUGCACGAACGAUUUCCUCGACGUCUUGAAAUUUCUUCACACGCAAAACAAGGUCUUCGAGGCUCGCGAGCUGUUUCAGAGGCUGACUGCCGACGUGAUCAUUCGAUCGGCGUUUGGCCUCAAGUCAGAUCUGCAACUGAAGAAAGGAAACAAGAGUACCACUGAGUCACUCUUUAAGGAUGGUUUGCGGAGCUUCUAUCAAUUCCGAUACGCAUGGAUGAACUACCUCACUUCCUGCUUUCCAGAGUUCGCGCCUCUGUGGGAAGUCAUACUUUCAUUGAAGGCGCGAUACAGCAAGACUACCAUCGACAACAUGCGGGACGACAUUACUCCAAUUCUGCAGUUUCGCCGUAAAAACACUGAGGUGGCCAGGAACGACAUUUUGCAACUGAUGCUUAACGCCGAAGUGGAAGAAGGAGCACCCGUCAACGUACACUCGCUGGCAAUAGACUACGACGCGGACUCCGCGUCCGAAAAAAACGAGCCAACGAAGGUCGGCAAGAACAUAAAGAAACGCUUCCUGACCAACGAGGAAAUAUUGUCCAAUGGUCUGGUUUUCUAUAGAGCAGGCUUUGAAACAACCGGCACAGCAAUGUCCUUCAUGGCCUACUUGCUUGCGAAGCACGCGGAUAUUCAAGACCGACUCAGCGAGGAAGUCCUGGCAGUCCUGGAAAGAGAUGGAGCUUUCACGUACGAUAACGUCUUUGGUAUGAAGUACUUGGAUCAAGUCGUAUCAGAAUCUCUGCGCUAUUAUUCGCCUAAUGUGGGGUGA
Rhipicephalus sanguineus (brown dog tick) is the source of this 1221-nucleotide messenger RNA. RefSeq names its product cytochrome P450 9e2-like. The record is from RefSeq and is a predicted model, not a curated record. The transcript has 11 exons. NCBI's taxonomy places the organism in Eukaryota, Metazoa, Arthropoda, Arachnida, Ixodida, Ixodidae. Gene Ontology annotation, molecular function: oxidoreductase activity, acting on paired donors, with incorporation or reduction of molecular oxygen; iron ion binding; monooxygenase activity. Bases 1 to 1221 code for a protein of 406 amino acids.